Molecule: messenger RNA, 996 nt
Organism: Rosa chinensis
Lineage: Eukaryota; Viridiplantae; Streptophyta; Magnoliopsida; Rosales; Rosaceae
Product: probable receptor-like protein kinase At1g80640
Exons: 6
Coding region: 1-996 (331 amino acids)
Biological process (GO): protein phosphorylation
Cellular component (GO): plasma membrane
Molecular function (GO): ATP binding; protein kinase activity
Source: RefSeq, a predicted model, not a curated record
AUGUCUGAUCAGCAUGAAGACAUUUAUCAGAAGACUUUGGCUUCUUCUCUGCAAAGCCAUACUAGUUCUUGGAGAAAAUUCUCAGAGGCCGAUUUUGUGCUAGGGUUACCAUUAGAGAUGAGCUGGGAAAUGGUGGAAGAGCUGACUCAUGGGUUCAGAAGCAGAAUUCCGGCCUAUGAGAAUGGCGAAUACUUACCGUAUGAGGGAUUGCAACCUGUUAAUGGUACCCGGGUGACGGUAAAGAGAUACACCAGAGAGUGGCAUACUAUUCUUCAAAAAGAAAAGAAAGCAGCCUUGUCUAUGCGCCACAAAAAUAUACUUCGGCUGAUUGCUUUUUACGAUGGUGAAAAUACGACUGUCCUGGCAUUUCCAUUUACUAUAAGAGGGCCGUUACACACAAAUCUCUAUGGAUCAAUGGGGAAACAGUUGAAACUGAAAUUUCAAGAAAAGUUGAAGAUAGCUAUAGAUAUUGCUCGAGGGCUUCGAUACAUGCAUGAAGAAUGUCCUCAAGGUCCCAUAGUCCAUGGCAAUUUGCUCAUAACCAACAUUUUUCUGAGAAAUGACUUACGCCCGAUGAUCUCUGGUUUUGGGCAAGCUACCUGGCUUCAUCUUAAGCAAACAAAGCCAAACUCCAACCAAAAGUGCUCACUUCGGGAUCAUUUGGACCGCGAAGCAAUGGCUCUAGUGAAAUUCGACAUCCAAUCCUAUGGAGUCUUGCUGUUGAGGCUCUUCUGCAAAAGGUCUACCACACUGCAGGACGACAGAACUUUGACCGAGUGGGCUCGUCCGUUGUUGAUGAAACGAGCGUUCCACGAACUAUUAGAUGAAGAUUGGGAAGAUGUAGACAUGCAUGAAAUGUUUAGAGUGAUGUGCACCGCAUAUCAGUGCACAAUGUCUAGGCCAGAUAUGAGACCAUGCAUAAGCGAGAUUAUAUCUUAUCUCAAAGGAGAGAAUUUUUGUGUGAUGCAAACAUCUCCAUCUGAUAGCAUUCGAUAA